UCAGACGGUUGAGAAGUUAUGACAUCGUCUUCGUCGUGGUGAUCGGUCCUUUUCUCUCGUACGUCUGCACUGCUGCGAUUGGCCGGCAAGUGCUAACUUGCUAAUUGCUGCCAAGUCGUACGGCUCGUUCCGAUCACGCAUAACAGCAUCUCGUGCGCGUAGUAGUAACAGUGUGCACAGGCCAAAAACCAUUUGGUAGACUUCCCGGAUCGACAUCCAGCACAUUGUUCUCUAUUACUCGUAAUCCUCUCGUAGUCCCGUGCAUCGUGCAUCGUACGUCAUAUUAUACGGUCCCCUCGUGGAACUGCUGUAUGCUUUGAUUCGCGCAGUAUCGAUUCGCCAGGCGGCUGGUUUACAACCGGCGUGCACGCUGUAUAGCACCCACGCUGACAGUGAAGCUUCGACUGCAGACGCGUGUGUAGUUAACCCAGUGGCCAGCGACACCGAGCUACGCACACGGAAGAGCAACGCUAUCAACAUCUCGAUGGUGAAGCUGCGCAAAGUGUCAGUGGCAGGGAGAAAUUGCCUUGCCGUUUUCGACCACUCGACGUACAAAGGGCGCCGGAAAAAACGUCUCCUGCGUGAAAAAGCGUUGAAAAAGAUGCUAACGCCGGGACGAUCGGGAUCAAUCAGUCCCGCGGAGAUCGGCAAUGUACCGGAAACGAAGGAUCCUGGGGCAACAGGAAAUGGUUCGGGAACUUACAUGCGUGGUGCGCGCAGCCCAGGCUCCUACGAGGGCGACGACAGGGCGAAAGAGUUCCUUUCGACCGGAAGAGCCGGAAGGAGGAAUGCCCUGACGGAGAUUUUGGGCCGCCACGCUGAGCCUGCGAUGUUGGAUCUGCCGGAUCGAUUCGAGGAGCUUUCCAUGGAGACAGUUGCAGGUCAAUCGAGCAGUGGUGGGCAAGAUCCGAAUUCGCCAGGCACCUCGAAACAACAGGGUUGACACAGCCCCUGGUUUCGUUUUAUGAAUACCUCGGUCGCAAGAUCGACGGAACGUGCCAUUGAUGGGGAACGCAGCAGCAACAAAAGAAGAAGUGGUUGUUCGAAGUUGCAGGAGAAAGGAGUUGUCGAAACACACAGCAUCGGGCCGUCACUCGACGCGACGCUCGGCCUCAAACUUCACGCAUCGUUUAUCUUGUCGUUACGUUGCGCCGGUGUGGUUGCCCCUUGAAAGCCAGUUGCACACGUGCGCUACUGUAAGCAUGUGAUUUAAUGCGAGUGUGGAGAGUACGUUCUAUCGGAAACGAGCGUUGCAGCUCGUGUUGUUAGUAACGAACAGAGACAUAUUCACAAUAUGCAUUGAAAUAGCCACGAUUAGUUAGCAAGUUUGAUAUUAUUGAAGCAGCAACGUCGCAGACAAUUUAGCGGCUCUUGCGACGCGUCGUUGAUAAAAGUAGGCGACGCGCUCUGGAAAAAGAGAGCACUGCGAGAAAAUGAUUUUUCCAGACAAAACGCGUUUAGAAUUACGCGCUUUACAGUGGCGGAUGAACGAAUAUUUUUUCUUUUUUUUUUUUUAUUGCAAGCGCAUUCUCAAGUUGCACUCUGCGAGGCUAUUAGAGCGACCGCUGUGAGAAUAGUCAGUGGGACAAACGAGUAUGCGCUUUGCCAGGAUUUUCGUUUUGUGACGUGUCUGCUGGAUUUCAUAAAGUGUCGCGCUCUUUUCACGCUGUACUCGCGACAAAGUAGGAUAAAAAAGUCUGUCUUCGGCUGUUUCACGGCUUUCCAGGAAGAAAAGAGCGAACGAAGACGCCUCUUCCUCCUGUCGAGAAAAAUAGUCGAUUUUCGCAUUUCCUAAAGAUGUUUCGUAACUUGUAUUCAAUGUAAUAAAUAGAUUGCGAACUUUCGUGCAUUUUUACGUCUUUAUGAAUGGAACCAAAGAAAUGGACCUUUGUGUCGUCUCCACUGAAUAUCAGAGUGAAUAUCUUGCUUUGGAUAUCUAACGUACUUUUGGAUAUACGCGUCGAAAUAAAUGCACAAGCAAAUGCACAAAAAUCCGCAGUCUGAUAAUCAAUAAUCGUCCACUGUUUCGUUAUCGGUAAACGACUGAUUGUGAAUUGCGAAGUCAAUAAUUAUUCCAGAAAAUCGAGGUUGUCUCGUUGCACGUGUGUAGUUCUGUCCUAUAAAAAAACAUGAGAACGUCAAGAUGGAUCUCGUCGCACCUUAAUCUCUUUCUACCAGAGCACGUCGUGUACGUGUGCGUAUAGCUCGAGAAUCGCACGAUGGGAAACACUUGCUGUCUGUCUCACGGAAUAAAUCUUUCAUGUCGUGACGUCGUGAAUGUUGUAUACCGAUAGGUCAGCGUGUUUGUACGUGUGUACGCCCCCAUGGGCACCUUGUGAAUCGCGAACAUGGUUCGCAGAAACGAGUAUGAUCCUUUGUAUAAAUUUGUCAGGUUCUGUUACCACCGAAGAUAUCUUACAAGUUCUCGGUCUGUUUUUUUUCCUUUUUUUUGCAUCGUGGUACGCGUAAAUAUCAUAACAUUUAGGAAUUAAAAGUUUGAUAUAAGAUAUGCAGUUUUAUACAAAUAUUCAUUGUACGAACAUUGGCCUAUUGACAAACGCACGCGCAGAGAUAUAUUUUUAUUUAUGAUCAGAAAUCACGUUAUGUAUUCAAAAUUUCCAACGAGAAGUAAGUAUUUUCUGAAAUUCUCAUAUUUUUACAAACGCGUGUGAUUUGUUACAUGCCUAAAGAUUAUUUAUAACGUUAGUAAUAGUAAUUUAAUCGUGGCAACGAAAUUGUCUUGCAGCGUAAUUAACUCUGGUUGUGCUUCGAAUACAUCCAUGAAAUACUAUAGCAAUACGAACAGAAUUAUCUUCGUCUCGAAUCAUUUUCCCAGGAGUUUCAAUUUAAAACAAUUUAUGUUAUAUUUAAUAUUCGUUUACAGUAAUGCUGUUCAAUCUCGUACCACAAACAAAACUGUUAAUGCGAAACAAGAUCAUCAACAGACUUGCAUAAAUACAAGAUGUUCCAUUGUAUUCAAUCUGUGAAAAUAUCGAUGAUGGAUCCAAGAAAUAUACUGCUGGUCAAGAUAGACAAUUAAAAAUAGGUCUUCUCUUCCGAGAAUGUUUCCAGGAUUCAAGGAUAAUCUCCUUAACCGCGACUAUAUCCUCUGCACUGUUACUAUCGUGGAGAACAGUGUAUAUUACAGUUGUGUUAAUUAAAUUACGCUGUAAUUUGAUUACUUAAGGUAUUACGUAACGCAAACUUUUCAUUUAAUUCGAUUUGUAAUCGCAAAUUACUUGAAUCACGAGCGUAAUUGAAUUAUUUUGCAAUUAUAAUUCUCGAAGCAGAUCAAUUGUAAUUUCGCACAAUUCCGAUGCAAAUUACUCACUUCGAUGCUUAGACUUCGCUGUUCUUAGUUGCAAAUAAUCGAUAAUUAAAUUAAUGACGAAUAUAAUGAUUGAUGAACGUGGAAUGGUAAUUAUGGAAAAACCUCGAUCGUUUAAUAAUAUUGAAAUUUCUGUCGAAAAUAAUGUACAGUACGUUAAUUGUGUACAAAAUACAUAAUUCUUAGCUAUGUCAAUAUAAGGGCUUGUACAGACGAUACCAAGAAUAAUGUGUCUUUGAAUUACCGAAUUGUAAAUAUAUGUAUGUACCGCGAGCGGUGUUGGGCAUUAUUGAAUAAAUU
Messenger RNA from Bombus pascuorum, 3628 nucleotides. RefSeq lists its product as uncharacterized. Gene Ontology annotation, biological process: negative regulation of cAMP-dependent protein kinase activity. NCBI's taxonomy places the organism in Eukaryota, Metazoa, Arthropoda, Insecta, Hymenoptera, Apidae. The record is from RefSeq and is a predicted model, not a curated record. Gene Ontology annotation, molecular function: cAMP-dependent protein kinase inhibitor activity. Gene Ontology annotation, cellular component: nucleus; cytoplasm. The coding region runs from base 485 to 943 and encodes 152 amino acids. The transcript is spliced from 4 exons.